CUGGAACAUUAUGAUCAAGCACCGCCAAGUUGCUCGAAGGGGUCGGAGAUCACAGAUGGCAGUGAGCUUCACCAAUCCAAGCGUAUCCAUGGAUUUACUGCGAACUGUACUGCAGCCCCACAUCAAUGAAGAGAUCCGUGCUGUUAUCAACAAGUACACCAAGUUUUUCCAGAAGGCUGCGUGGAAUGUGAAGGAAAACAUCGGAGAAGAUGUGGAUCCUGAGCAAUUGGUGCAGGAAACCUGUAAAAACUGCCUGGAACAGGCUAAGUUGAUGUAUUCAGAUGGAGGAAAGAUGAUUACCAAAUCCAUUGGAGAGCUUGCUGCCAUAAAGCGGUCUCGACAACUGGAGGAUGAUCUGAGCCAGAGAGGAAGUCCAAUCCCAAAGAAGGUCAGCAUGAGUGACGCUGGAAAUAGGGAGCUGAACUAAAGACAAAGCCAGUGG
Molecule: messenger RNA, 442 nt
Organism: Rhincodon typus (whale shark)
Lineage: Eukaryota; Metazoa; Chordata; Chondrichthyes; Orectolobiformes; Rhincodontidae
Product: deoxynucleotidyltransferase terminal-interacting protein 1-like
Exons: 5
Coding region: 11-427 (138 amino acids)
Cellular component (GO): nucleus
Molecular function (GO): nucleosome binding; DNA binding
Source: RefSeq, a predicted model, not a curated record